Molecule: messenger RNA, 1599 nt
Organism: Leptosomus discolor (cuckoo roller)
Lineage: Eukaryota; Metazoa; Chordata; Aves; Leptosomiformes; Leptosomidae
Product: flavin-containing monooxygenase 3
Molecular function (GO): flavin adenine dinucleotide binding; N,N-dimethylaniline monooxygenase activity; NADP binding
Source: RefSeq, a predicted model, not a curated record
AUGGUGCGGCGCGUGGCAGUGGUGGGUGCAGGCGUCAGUGGGCUGGCAGCCACCAAGUGCUGCCUGGAAGAGGGGCUGGAGCCCACCUGCUUCGAGCAGAGCGAGGACGUUGGAGGUCUCUGGCGCUACACGGACCAGGCAGAGGAAGGCAGAGCCAGCAUCUACCGCACCGUCUUCACCAACUCCUGCAAAGAGAUGAUGUGUUACUCUGACUUCCCCUUCCCCGAUGACCACCCCAACUACAUGCACAACGCCAGGCUCCAGCACUACAUCUGCAAGUACGCCGAGCACUUCAACCUGCUCCGGCAUAUACGGUUCAAGACCCUGGUCACCACGGUUAAAAAACGCCCCGACUUUUCUGUCACGGGGCAAUGGGAGGUGGUGACUCAGAAAGACGGGAAGGAAGAGACGGCGGUUUUUGAUGCUGUUAUGGUUUGCUCUGGGCAUCACGUCUACCCAAACCUCCCCCUUGCUGACUUCCCAGGAAUACAGAAGUUUAAAGGCUGCUACUUCCACAGCCGAGAGUACAAGGAGCCGGACAAGUUCAGAGGGAAGAAGGUGCUGGUGAUAGGCUUGGGCAACUCUGGCUGUGACAUUGCUGUGGAGCUCAGCACCGUGGCGUCACAGGUCUACCUGAGCUCCCGAAGUGGGUCCUGGGUGAUGAGCCGCGUCUGGGACAACGGCUACCCCUGGGACAUGCUGGUCAUCACUCGUUUCCAGACCUGGCUGGGGAACAUCCUCCCUAGGGCACUCAGCGACUGGCUGUACGUGAGAGGCAUGAACCAUUUCUUCAAGCACGAGAACUUUGGCCUUAUGCCGCUGGACAGAACUUCCCGCAAGGAACCUGUGUUCAAUGAUGACCUCCCAAGCCGCAUUGCCUGCGGCGUGGUGGUAAUCAAGCCUAAUGUAAAGGAGUUUAGAGAAACAUCCGUCUUGUUCCAAGAUGGGACUGUGCAGGACGACGUCGAUGCGGUAGUCUUCGCAACUGGUUACAGUUACUCCUACCCUUUCAUGGAGGAUGAUUCCAUCAUCAAAAGCAGGGACAAUCAGGUCACCCUCUACAAAGGCAUCCUCCCUCCUCUGCUUGAGAAGCCAACUAUGGCAGUCAUUGGCCUGGUCCAGUCCCUCGGACCCAUCAUCCCAACAGCGGACCUCCAGUGCCGCUGGGCAGUCAAGGUGUUUCAGGGACAGUGCGCGCUCCCCUCAGUCAGUGAGAUGAUGGAUGACAUUGAUGAGAAGAUGGGGAAGAAGCUCAAGUGGUAUGGGAACAGCACCACGCUGCAGACAGAUUAUAUCACCUACAUGGAUGAGCUGGCCUCGGCCAUUGGUGUGAAGCCAAAUGUGCUGAAGCUCCUGCUGACAGACCCACGGCUGGCCCUGGAGGUCUUCUUCGGUCCCUGCAGCCCAUACCAGUUUCGGCUGACGGGCUCAGGGAAGUGGAGCGGGGCCAGAAAGGCCAUUCUCACCCAGUGGGACCGAACACUGCGUGCCACACAGACACGUGUCACCCCUGCCGCCCCCACCACCUUCCCCUGCCUGGCUGUGCUGGGGGUGUUCUUCCUUCUGCUCCUCCUACUCCUUGCCACCCUUUACUGCUAG